CUACUGUCUGACAAAGCACUUUUGCUUUGUUUGAUUCCGUGCGCCCGGCACAUUUGCGCACGUCGUUUCAUAUUAUUUUGAUACGUAGCUCAUAAGUAUAUCAAAACCAAAAAUCUGUAUUUUAUUUAUUCAUGAUUACGCUGACGAGAUGCCAGGGAUCAUGAAGGCCUUCAUUGUUUUUUCCGUUUUUUACGUCGCUGCUUUCGCCGUCGAGGACUUCUGUUUCCAAGACGCAGUUACGGCUUGUAAUCCCACAGCCGCCAAAUAUGUGGAAAAAUUAAAUUGUACCGCCAAAUAUGGAGCGAUCGACGGAUUAGAAACAGGAAUUCAAAAAUUCACGAACCACCACAUAAUCAGAUCGUUCGAAUAUCUCCUUCUAUCGACGAAUUUCGCGACGUACGAGAGGAAUAGGAAAGGUUUCGAAAAACUUUUCCGCGAUUUGUCGGAUAAUAAAUGGCACGAGGGAAUCGAGCUUAUCAAGUACAUCACGUCGCGAGGCGGAGAACACAAUUUCAACGUUAUAUCUAGUGAAGUGAAAGGAGAAGAAAUCGAACCAGUUAGUUUCGAUCUUCGCGAAUUAACGGCUAUAGCUAAAGCUUUGGAUACGGAGAAGAAGUUUGCUAACGAAGCUCACGCUCUUCACCGAGAAGCUACCAGGAACAACAGACAAUUCCACGAUCCGGAAAUUUCAGAUUAUAUCGAACACGAAUUCGCGCACAAAGAGAAGGAUUUGAUAAGGAAACUCGCCGGUUAUUCGAGCGAUUUAACCAAAUUGCUUAGUGGACCUGAUCAUUCUUUGGCAUUGUUCAUGUUCGAUGAAUAUUUACAAAAACAAUAAAUUAUUUAAGCGUAGUUUGUUUUUUCAUAUCAAUAGAUUUAGGUUAGUUAUUGUUCUCUAUUGUACUUUUCGGUUUUUGUAUAAAAACAUUUGAAUAAUAUAAAUUUUUGUCAAAUACGUGAAUAAAUAGAAUUCCUCUAA
Molecule: messenger RNA, 979 nt
Organism: Diorhabda carinulata
Lineage: Eukaryota; Metazoa; Arthropoda; Insecta; Coleoptera; Chrysomelidae
Gene: Fer2LCH
Product: ferritin light chain, oocyte isoform
Exons: 3
Coding region: 149-838 (229 amino acids)
Biological process (GO): intracellular iron ion homeostasis; iron ion transport
Cellular component (GO): cytoplasm
Molecular function (GO): ferric iron binding; ferrous iron binding
Source: RefSeq, a predicted model, not a curated record